This is a messenger RNA of Monopterus albus (swamp eel), 7192 nucleotides long. RefSeq names its product ALMS1 centrosome and basal body associated protein (gene alms1). Bases 92 to 6946 code for a protein of 2284 amino acids. Gene Ontology annotation, molecular function: microtubule binding. Lineage: Eukaryota; Metazoa; Chordata; Actinopteri; Synbranchiformes; Synbranchidae. The transcript is spliced from 18 exons. Gene Ontology annotation, cellular component: centriole; centrosome; cytosol. The record is from RefSeq and is a predicted model, not a curated record. Gene Ontology annotation, biological process: regulation of centriole replication.
ACAGUAGAAGAAGAACCGUUCGAAUCGGUUCAAACUCUCUCUCGCGCGAGUACAUUUCAUAGCAACGCUGACAGUAACAACAAAAACAGCAAUGGAGCCUCGAGAGAGGGUGGCAGUGUCUCAUCAGCUGUCAGCAAAUGAAGGUGUGAGUCAGUCUGGUGGACAAACAUCCAGAAACCAACUGGGAGCUCAGAGUCACCGCAGCGCCAGUCAAGACCAGAGGCAUACAACAGAUGGCUGGGAGCUUCGACGGCUAGGGGAGCAAUCUUUGCAGCUAGAAUUUCAGGACAGUAACCUCUCUCCAGCCCUUUCCCUCCUGCCUGCAAGUUCUCAAGUGGAGCACAACUUCACUGAAUAUUCCUUAUUUCAACAAAAUGACAAUGAAUUCGCCCCUUUAAGGGCAUACCCUGAUGUUUCCAUGGCAUCAGAGAAGUUUCACUUUCCACCCCAGGAUCACACCAUUCAAGCAUCUGAGUGUGGCUCACUGUCCCAACACCCUUUGGCCCAGGCAACCAACCUUUCUGAAGAAGGAGUGAGUAGCUGCUGCUCUCUGUCUCAGCACACUUUAUCACCAGGAAAUGAAGGCAGUGGAGAGGAAAUGGCUCAUUCCCCACUGAUCGCCACCACAGCCAGCCAGCAAAUGCCAUCCAGAGAAGAAGCAGGCAGCAGAGAAAAGGCCUCAGAGAAACUGGGCAAACUAGUAGUAGAGGCUGCUAAAGAUGAGACAUUAUUUCUGAGUAAGGAUAUUCCUGCACAGCAUCUUCUGGAGCUCCUUCAGAAAGAUGUUGGCAUGCUAAGCAGCAGCAGUAGUGCAGUUUCCUCUGCCUCAGAGACUUCUGUGAAGAGCAUUGCAUCUUUGGUUGAAGCAUCUAAAAGCAAUAUAGUUUGCAAAUCAGGCACUGACGUGGUUAAAAGAGAAGGCCCUUCAGGUGAAGCUUCUCUUCCUCAGCAGCAAACACCGCAACUUGAGCGAGUUUCAAACCCUGAACAAUCUCAGGUUUGUAACAUCACCACGGGGUCCCGCAGCACUCAACCUGAUGAUGGUAGUGAAGUAUUGCAUAAAGAGCUCCUCUCUGAGGUAGAGAGACGCAGAUACUGUGAAUCUAAAUCAAAAAACCAACAAUGUCCAACACCACCUGGUCAGUCUCUCACAGCAUAUCCCACAGAAGGCAAGUCAGGUGUGGCCGGAAUAAAUCGGGGUGGUGUGCCAUGGACAGGUCCGUUUUCAGCAGGUGUUGAACGAAUUCACAGAGAGCAAGACCUGUGGUCCUCAGGAAACCAAACAGGGAUUGAUGGAUCUUACCUGGGUUUCCUUCCCCAGUCUCAGUCUACUCCAGGGAUUUUUAAGGUCCCACCCAAAUCUGGUGUCAAGGCUAAAUUAGGGCAGCUUUCUACUGUAGAAUCCAGUAAGAGCUCAUAUCAGUCAAGCUCAGAUAUCGCUCCACAACCAGCUGUUCCAGGGAAUGAAGCCCAUCACCUAAAUCAGUGCCAAAAAGAAGCUACCUCUGUAGAAGUCCAGUCUCUACCAAGUCUCAACUAUGUGCAGAAAGUAGAUGCUUGGAGAGCAAAUCAGAGUUCAAGCAAGACCUCACUUUUGGAUAGCUUGGCGCUGCAAGGAUUUUCUGGCAUCUCUCCUAAGAAGAAAUGUUAUGAUGCAUUAUCUGACACCCCAAGUCAGCAGGUGAGCAGUUUACAGCAGCCUCCAGUUUCAAGUGGUGUCAACCAGAGUGCCACAGGGAUCUCCUCCAAAGCUCCUCCUGGCUCCUGUUCUCCAAAAAGAGGGGAGGCAGUAGGUAGUGCUCCCAGUGACAAGGACAACAUCGGCUCUGCAGCCAGACCCCUUGCUUCUCCUUUUGGCAGGUCACAGUCCUACUCCUCUCAUAGUACAGUUGUCAGGUUGAUGCAGAACGAUCAUCAGAAAGAAAAAGACACGAGUCAGACUCAGGACGGUGUCCAUCAGCAGCCUAGUGCCACAGUUCAGCCUUCGCCGCUUGUGAGCCUUGGUCAGUUCAGUGAUGUAUCACUUGACAGAGAUUCAACACUAUCAAGUUCCCAAGAUAGUUAUAAGAGUGGAAUUAAAUUAAGAACUUCCAUUGGAGCUUCCUCUGUCACCAGCCUAGAGGUUGAUAAUUAUGCACCAUACUGGACUUCAAAACUGUCAACACCACCUCCUCUGCCCAGGCCUCAAGAGCUCAACAUUGAAGAACGAAUUCCGUUGUAUCUCCAUAACCUAGGCAUUGACCAGUCUCCCUCAACAAUCCUGACUCCAUUUGUACCCAGAGGGCCUAUCAGAGAGCCUGAAUUUUCUCCAACUGAUCUCUGCACAAUUAAAGGAUCUACUGGAACGCCAACCAAGAGCACUCAACCUUCUGAAGGUGGCAGUCCCCAGAAAGGAGAGUUUUCCAGGUCCAGCAUUCUGUCACUAGACUCCAGUGUAUCCAUACCGAUCAGCCUGGACAGUCUUGGUCCAGCUGUAUCUGUCCCAGAGCAGACCAGACAAGCUUGUCCUUCAGUAGAUACACAAACUGUCCAGAGUAAACACAGACUGGCAUCCUCCUCCCAGCUUGAAGAAGACCCUUGUUUCUCCACGCUGCAGCCCAGCCAGCAACAACAGGAGGACAGUAGUUUUACCAGCAGCCACAAUGAUGUCCAGCUGGAGGAGAGGUUUGACCCCGACUUCCCGUUAGCUCGGGGGUUGAGGUGUGGGGAAAGAAACUUGGAGUCACCCCUGCAAACAAGCUGUAGUACAGAUCAAAAUGCAGAUGAUUCUGUUGUAAGCUCCAAGGCUUUGUGGGAAAUCCGCAAACUGCUCUCUCGAGCGGAGAAUCUGGUGUCUCCUCGGUCAUCUGCAGCCUCCCCUGCAGUACCCCAUCUGCUCUCUGAUGAUAACAUUUUCCUCUCACUGAGGAAGAAAGCCAGCAUGCCCCAAGACUCUUCAUUCUCCUCCUCCUCUGCUACUGGUGAUCCCAGAACUCAUUCUUCUUUGCUGUGGGCCAGGUCCUCAUCUGACUCUGUGCUGACCUCAGAGAAACCAAGACAACACUCUGUUGGUCGAGAAAGUAAGGCCUCAUGGCAACCUGGUUAUCCAUCCAUACAAGCACACGUCACUGCUUCUGCUGCAGAUACAUACAAAGGGCCACAAAAUGUUUCUGCUAGUAGAAGUGUAGGGUUAUCCCUUGUCCUCUCCAAGUCGGUCCGACGGGCAGAGCCUGAGGGCUGCAGUGCUGCACCCUCUGACAGCAAAGUCCUAACACAGCCACCAGUCAUCCAGCCUCUGCCAGCUGUGAGUGCAAAACAGUUCACCUCUGCUCCUACAGACACAGUGGAUGUCCCAGAGCAGGAAGAGAACACUAUACCUGGAGGUCCUGUACAGAAUAGCUCUUCAUCACCCAUUCUUGAGGACCCAGAUCAGGGAGCGAUGAGUGAUGGGAGCAGUGAGAGUUCACUGGCUGUCCGAGUGGCCACAUUACUGCAGAGUGACUCUUCAGCCGCAAUGGUGUCCAGUACAACUACCACCACUGACCAAGAGGAGAGCAAAGCCAGAGAGUGGAUUAAGCUGAAGACAUCAGGACAGCAGCGUGAGCCUCUAGAGUUGGACAAAGAAGACAGGAGGAGGAUUGAGGAGAUCAAGAGAGAGCUUCUGUUACAAAACCCUAUUGAGAGCCAAGGGAGCACAGAUACAGAAAGCAGUGCAACAUCCGCUGUCAGAGUCCUGGGGGGACAGGGUCCACCACAGUCGGCAGAGACACUGACCGCCCUCAGUCAUGUGAACAACCAACUGCCUCAGCCGCUGCAAGGUCUCAGCACUGACCUCUCUGACUCUAGCAUGCAGCUUCAAAACCCUCUCUGCCCUGAUAUUGAGGUUCAAGUGCGUGAAAUUGCUGCUAGAGAAGGAGUCAUCCUCCCUAGAACAAACCUUCAGGCCUUCACAUCUAUCACCAUUGCUACCCGAAGGCGCUCCUUCUCUUCUCCUUCCACGUCAUCUGCAUCUCCCCUCAGCCAUGUCUCAGAGCCGCUCAACCUGACCGAGCUCUCCACAGGAGCAGCUGAACACCCUGAAGCUAACUGGAAGCUUCCCCCUACUCUGAAUAUGCAAGAUCAUGGGACCAGAGAGCCAGCAUCUAUGUCUGUACUGAGCAGUAGUCUCCACACCAGAAACCAAAAACUCAAUUCUCAGUUAAUAUCAGAAACUGAUAAGAGGCAAAACACUGUAGGAAGUGAACCUGACGAACUUCUUCCAGCCUCAAGGGAUUUACAUGGAGAUGUGAAAGUUGAUGGUGCACAGUUAUUCAGGAAAAAUGAGUUAUUUGUCCAGGAUAGCUCUGUUUCUGGUGGUCAUAGAGCUGAAAUGGCCACAGGUUCACCUACCCCUGAAUCCCCUGGCAGUACAGGUCACAUCUCACAUGUCCAUCUCACUCUCUCCCCCAAAGCCACUAAUCAUAGCUUGGCCAUUGAUGGCCACUCCAGUCAUGCUGAAACUGUCACAGUGCAGCCACAGAAAGAAUCAGUUCCCCUCAUACGCUCAUCCUCUGCUGCCAGUAGUCUGGAUGAAGGUGUUGGUUUGUCCAGUCCACCUGAGUGGCUUGACACCAGAAAGCCAAAAAGACAGGCGGGAAGAAACGGCACAUCCACCCUGUUUAAAACUACUGUACCUCAGAGGAGAAUCACAUCCACACAAUCCUUGACACCAUGUGACAGAUUCUUUACCCCUGACUCAGCAGCAGUGCCUGUCUUGUUGCCCUAUAAACCUCACGGCAGUGAGGAGCUCUUCUAUGUCCCUCAGACAGAACCUGAUGUCUCCUCUACAUGCCCCUCGGACACGACCCUGGAGAGCUCACACACAGGCUCGGAUGACGCUGUGCCCCCACGCUUCAGCAGCGAGGUCCUCGGGCACCAGGACCCAGGAUUGGACCGUGGAGUCACCAUCAAGCACACAGAGGGCAUCUAUAGCAAGAGGUUGAAAACGGCCACCUUCAAAAUGCAGGAACCUGGAUACAGAGAUGCCUCUGUAUCAGCAGAUAAAAGCUCACAAACAAGUGAGAGCCAAGCUCUGAAGCCAUCUUCUCAGGUAUCAGUUGCCUUUACCAGAGUGCCUUUAUCGAACAACCAAGGAUCCUCCAAAAGAGACCAGGGGACCAGCCCGGUCCAGUUUCUUAGUUGUGAUCAGCCAGAGUCACGCAGUAAGGCCUUUCAGCCAGUUAAUGCAGAAAUGCAUAAUGACAGAACAAGUCAUCACCCGGACCAAAGUUCUGUCCCUCAGGUAAGACGGCAGCGAGACCAGCAGAGGGAGGACCCUGAUGUCCUUCAGCCCAGAAGCCUGGACCAGCUGUGGCAGAGGUUUUGUUAUUGGUGGAGCCUGGAAGAGUCCUGUCCAACCAGCAACAGAGAAGCAUCACUACUGGAGCGCCUAGAGCGCCUGUCUCAUCUUGUUCAUAACACAAGGCCUAUUAAUGAGUCAGAACAGCAGGAGGGGGGAAGCUGUGAUCCUUGCAGCACAAAGCAGAAGCUGGGCAGGAGGAGGCAGGAUGCUACAAGGGAAGAAAAAAGACAGUGUAGCAGAGAGGAUAGAAGGAAUUUACAUUAUGAGACUAGAGACACAAACAGGAGAGUCAGAGGAACCAGACCGGGAGAAGGUAAACCUCCCAUCCAUCGUCAGGCCUGGACACACAGGCUUCAGGCAGAGGAAGCAUCUCACCCUGCAGAGGGCAGUCAAGCCUCGUCCACCUCCAGCUUCUCUCACAGCUCCUUCCAGAGUCAGCACCUAUGGCCCGCAGACAGAGACGAGAUGGAUACCUUGUCCACCAUGUCUGGUUCCAUGUCCACUGUCGACACCGCCCGGCUGAUCCGGGCUUUCGGUGCCCACCGCGUCCAGCAUCUGAAGAGCAGCUCCAGCCUCGGUAAACUUUACAGCACCAUCAACAAGCAGAAAGAAGGGAGAGAACAGAGGAGAGGGAGGAACAAAGACUCUCCUCAAAUCACCACGCUGUCAGAGACCACUGGCACUGAUGAAACGAUUUCUGCUCAUUCUUCAGCCAGCACUUACACGCUCCCAUCACCCCGUGGCCCUUCCAGGUCUUUGGCUACCAAGAAGGCAGUUAAACUGGUUAGCAAAGGCAUCCAGGCAGGUGACCUGGAGAUUGUUAGUAACGGGACUCGACGCCACACCAGAGAUGUUGGAACCACGUUCCCCUCCCCUCGUGAGACCAGUGCUCCGAGGCAGCUCUCAUCUUCAUCCAGUGUAGAGAGAGAAAGACGAGGGCAAAGGAGCCCCUCUAAGAGUCAGGGCUUACAUAAGGGCAAGAGGAGUCCAUCAAAGCCUUACCCUCGAGGCAUUUCUUGGUUCAUCUCUGCUGACAACUCAAGAUCAGAGGCAAGGAAGGAGAACCAGCGAGAAGAAGAGUCAACAUGGAGGCUGAGCACCGCCUGGUUUGAACCGUACAGCAGAAGGCAUCUGUGGAGAGAACCGCUCAGACAGGUCCAUGAGGACAGAAACAGGCAGCCAAGUUCUAUACAUCAUGCUGCACCUGAUCCUAGAAUCAAAACGUUGUCCUCUGGUCUGGCACGUCUCUCUCUCCAGGAGGCUCUGGAGAUGAGGCGUCCAGAGUUCAUAGCUCAGUCCAGACAGAGGAUGAAGCGUCUGGCUCUGCAGGUGGAGGAGAGGAAGCUGCAGGCCGUCUUCACCAGAGAGAGAGACGAACUCUUUCACCAGCAUGAAGGACUGGGAUGGCCGCCGAAGCCUGCAGGCACUACUCUGCUCAGGAGGGCUGUUCCCAGGAAGGAGAUGAUCCAGAGAUCCAAACUGAUCUAUGAGAAUCUGCCAGAGGUGCAGAGGAGACGACAGGAGGAAAGAAGGAAAGCUGAGUAUCGCUCAUAUCGUCUGAACGCUCAGCUCUACAACAAGAGAAUCACCGGCCGUGUCCUGGGCAGAAGAUCAGUGUGGCAGUGAGAUUUUAUUGUACAGUAAAUCAGUGACAUUGAAACAUUUUUACAUAAAAUAGGAACAAAAUGAUCUAAACUGGAAGUUUUUAUUUAUGACCAAUGUUUUAGUUGUAUUUUAAAGAUAAUGCUAAAGUUGAAUUCUACCCAUAAAUAGUGGCAUCCACACUAUUGUUAUCCUGUUCUUUAUUUUUCUGAUUCCUUCCGUACAUUUUUCACCACUGAAUAAAAACCAUUCAUCCUUUGAAGAAGUCAG